AUGACUAGCAAUCAUUUACCUCAUCAUAAUCUAACUGAUGAGGAUCAACAAGAAUAUAAUAAAAUAUUUAAAGAAUUUAUUUUCAACAUCCCACAUAAUAUGAAUCCAUUUUCUCCACAAUUAGAUGAAAAGAAAAAUUCUCAUAUAGUUGAAUAUCAUUGGAGAUCACCAUCAAAUACAAUACCAUCAACAUGUAAUACAUUAUAUGUAUGUUUUAAUUCACCAAUACCAGUAAAUGUUAUACCAAAUAAUGUUAUUAUAUUAUGUUUUUUAUGUGAAAAUAAAACUGGAUUUACAAAAGGACCAGAUUUUAAUCAUCCAAUUCAUCCAGGUACCAUUCCAAUGUCAGUUAGAUAUAUUUAUUUCAUUAAUGCAACUUAUAAUAAACCAUUGAUAGCACAUGCACUACCACCAUCAGCUGAAUAUCUAUUUCUAUCAGAUUGUUAUAAUCAAGCAUUUCGUGCAGGUGAUCUUCCACCAAAUUUAAAUAUAUUAGAGACUGGUGACGAAUAUAAUCAACCAUUCGAUCCAUUAGUUAUACCAAAAUCAUUAAGAAGUUUAUUUUUGGGUAAAGGAUAUAAUCAACCAUUGGAGUUUGGUGGAUUAACAUCAUUGACUUGUUUAGUUUACGACGAGGGCUCAAUCUCUGAGCUUCCAAUCAUAAGCUUACCACCAAAUUUAGAGUUUUUAUUAUUAUCAGAUGCUUUCAAUCAUCCAAUUGAAGCUGGAAUGUUACCACCAAAAUUGAAAACCCUCACAUUUGGCGACGGUUUUAAUCAGCCCUUGGCCGUUGGCACCCUUCCUCCCUCUUUGGAAAAUAUUAAUUUUGGUAAAGUUUUCGAUCAACCUUUUCUUCCAAAUGUGUUACCUCAUCAUUUGAAAUCGAUUUCUUUCCAUCAAUUCUCUUAUUUUAGUCAAACCUUUGAAAAUAUUCCAUCACAUGUUCAAACCGUAGAAUUUGGCUACACCUAUAAUAAACCAAUCACUUCAUUACCAUCACAUCUUAAAUACAUUAAAUUCUCUGAGAAAUAUAAUCAUCCAAUUGAUGGUGUAUUACCUCAAUCUUUAACUCAUUGUUAUUUGGGUAAAUCUUUUAAAAGACCUUUAGUACCUGGAAUUUUCCCUCCUGGUUUAAAAGUUUUAAUCUUAAAUGGUUAUCCAAAGAAAAUUCCGCCAGGAACUGUUCCAGCAAAUUGUAAUUUUCAAAAAAAUCCAAAACAAGGUGCUUGUUCAGUUAUGUAA
Dictyostelium discoideum AX4 is the source of this 1242-nucleotide messenger RNA. It is a transcript of the gene cmbB, whose product is annotated as calmodulin-binding protein. The coding region runs from base 1 to 1242 and encodes 413 amino acids. Lineage: Eukaryota; Evosea; Eumycetozoa; Dictyosteliales; Dictyosteliaceae. The record is from RefSeq and is a predicted model, not a curated record. The transcript has 2 exons.